Molecule: messenger RNA, 391 nt
Organism: Ochotona princeps (American pika)
Lineage: Eukaryota; Metazoa; Chordata; Mammalia; Lagomorpha; Ochotonidae
Product: lysine-specific demethylase 5A-like
Exons: 4
Coding region: 67-330 (87 amino acids)
Source: RefSeq, a predicted model, not a curated record
CACUAUGAAAGAAUUCUCUACCCGUGUGAGCUGUUCCAGUGUGGUGUCAGUCUUCUGGGUGUGCCGAUGCCUAAUUUAGAUCUUAAGGAAAAUGUGGAACCUGACGUUUUUCUCACUGAUACCCAAACUUCUCCCAAAACUGGCGCCAGGAUGAAUCAUUGGCCGAAGAGAACAAGACACCUAAAAUCUCAGUGGGCAGCUUAUAUUGUGGAAAGAAACCUCGAAGACCUAAAGAAAGAAAACACUUCUGAUGGGCAAAAGGAUUCCUCUCUGCAUGUGGGACCUGAAGUGGCACUGUGUCACAUACUACUCUGCUUCAUGCACCCUUAGAUCCCAGGCUGAAGAGAAACGCACAGUCUUGCAAGAGAUGCAGCACAGACAUGUAGAAAAA